Molecule: messenger RNA, 3107 nt
Organism: Lethenteron reissneri (Far Eastern brook lamprey)
Lineage: Eukaryota; Metazoa; Chordata; Hyperoartia; Petromyzontiformes; Petromyzontidae
Product: SRSF protein kinase 2-like
Biological process (GO): intracellular signal transduction; spliceosomal complex assembly; regulation of mRNA processing
Cellular component (GO): nucleus; cytoplasm
Molecular function (GO): protein serine/threonine kinase activity; ATP binding
Source: RefSeq, a predicted model, not a curated record
AUGGCUCUGGUCCCGUGGCCGGAGCUGGAGAGCGGCGACGGCUCGCCGGGCCCCACCACAGAAGAGGAGUGCGGCCACAACGGGAAGGAGGAGGACUCCGAGGGGCGUCACGGCGGCAAGGAGGAGCAGGAGGAGCAGGACCCGCUUCGCCGGCCCAAGGACUCGAGCGGCCACGGCGACUCGGACUUUGGGGACGGCCAAGAAGAUCCGCAGGAUUACUGUCCCGGCGGCUACCACCCCGUGCGGAAGGGGGACCUCUUCGACAGCCGCUACCACGUGGUCCGCAAACUCGGCUGGGGACACUUCUCCACCGUGUGGCUCUGCUGGGACACGCGGGCCAAGCGCUUCGUGGCGCUCAAGGUGGUGAAGAGCGCUCUGCACUACGCGCAGGCCGCUCAGGACGAGGUCAGCAUCCUGCAGCGGAUACGGGAGGCGGACUCCGAAGAUCCGUACCGGGAACGAGUCGUCGCUCUGCUCGACAACUUCAAAGUGUCCGGGCCGAACGGAAUCCACAUGUGCAUGGUGUUCGAGGCGUUGGGGCAGCAGCUGCUGCUGUGGAUCGUCAGGGCCAAUUACAGAGGCAUCCCCAUCCCCUGCGUCAAGACCAUCAUCCGCCAGGUGCUGCAGGCCCUGGAGUACCUGCACGCGCGCUGCGGGGUCAUCCACACGGACAUCAAGCCCGAGAACGUGCUGCUGUGCGUCGGGGACGACUACCUGCGCAGGCUGGCCGCUCACGCCACGGCAGGCCGGCGCACAGCUGUGCCGCAGCAGGAACCUCCGCGCAGGUGGAGGGAGCAAUCGUACGGCAGGAGGGAAGAGGAGGAGGAGGAGGAGAAACGCAGAGCGGCGAUGGCGGCGGCGUCGACGACGAGCGAAGGAGCCCCGCGACCCCAGCGACGACUCCGCCCGGCGAGGAGCGACGAGGAGGAGGAAGAAGGAGGAGCGAUGAGCAGCGGCGAUGAUAGCGAGGGAUGGGGAGCGACUGGAGGGGGCGAGGGUGGGCAGGAGGGCAUCGAGUUUGGGGAAGAAUGGGGGGGGGGAGCAGCGGGGAGGGAGGAGGGGGGACCGGUGACCUUGGAUGAACUCUCUACGCCAGCCACUCCGCUUCACGUCGUGCCGAGCGCUGCGGAUCUGCUGCCAGACAUCCUGGACCCGGCAAGCGCCGAACAUCUCCUCGUGAAGGUCGUCGACCUGGGCAACGCCUGCUGGGUGGACAAGCACUUCUCGGACGACAUCCAGACGCGGCAGUACCGCGCCCUGGAGGUCCUGCUGGGGGCCGAGUACGGAACGUCGGCCGACAUCUGGAGCACCGCCUGCAUGGCCUUCGAGUUGGCCACAGGAGGGUAUCUCUUUGAGCCGCACUCGGGGGAGGGAUACUCCAGAGACGAGGACCACAUAGCGCACAUCAUCGAGCUGCUGGGAAACCUCCCCAAGAGCUUUGCGAUGUCCGGGAGAUACUCUCGGGAAAUAUUCAACAGCAAAGGAGAGAUGAGGCACAUCGACGAGCUCACGCCGUGGGCGCUGCCCGACAUGCUGCUGGAGAAGUACGGCUGGAGCGCGGACGAGGCGAACGCCUUCGCUUCCUUCCUGCUGCCCAUGCUGGCGCCGAGGCCUUGGCGGAGAGCCACGGCCGCACAGAGCCUUGACCACGAAUGGCUGCAGCAGGCCUAGCGGGGCCCAGGCUAUAGCCCAUGCCAUCGUCAUGACGAUGAGCGGUGGCGGGGGCGGCCCUGUAUAGAUGGGGUGAGUGGACCUGGAGACACCAAGAGAGAGAUACGCAGAGAGAGAGACACACACACAGAGCCUGGGCCACUCCUGGCUGCAGCCGGCCUAGGCAAGGCCCACGCUGAGGCGAUCGUGGUCAAACCUAUGAUGGCUGCGCAGAUGGGAGUCGGGCGGGGCGAUGGGACAUGGAGACGUGGAGAGAGACAGAUGCCGAGAGACAAAGACAAAUCUUUUUGGGAUGCCUGAAGAUGCGGGGUCCCUGUGCACUUGUGGUGUAGAGCUAACUCUAGCCGUGGGCUCUAGGCCUGCCGGCUUCAGGCCUGGCGAGGGCCUGCCUACUGGCCCUCCAAGUAGAAUGGCUACAAACGCUCGUCAAACUGUUCUAAUCGGCGUGCAAUUUCUAACGCGCACAAUAUGCCACAGACAUAAAUGACCGUGGCUCUGAGGCGCGGAGUCGAGUCCAGUGUCUCGUGAAAACGGGGCGAAUCUAAGAGGCGGGGCCUUUAAGUGUCUGUGAAAUGCCUGUGUAGAUUGAGGGCUGUGAAUGUGACGCAGGAUGGCGUUCCAGACGGCAAGGCCUGCCACGGAGAGACGACAACUGGCAGUGACGGCCCUGAUCUUUGCAAUAGCGGGUAGGAGGCCGUGAGUCGCGCUCGCUGCUGCAGAGACUUCUGCCGUGUGCUGCGUUGCAGGGUGACGGUAGGGUGAGCGACGAAAGAUACUGUGGACGACCGAAAGCGGUGGCAGAGACAGCAGGUGAUCCUGUAGACGACCCUGUUGGCGAUGGUGGGAAGCCAGUGGAGGCAGGAGAUCUUGUAGCUGGCCCGUCUGGUGAUGGUCGGAGGCCAGUGGAGGAGGGAGUGGAGGCAGGAGAUCUUGUAGCUGGCCCUGCUGUUGAUGGUCGGAAGCCAGUGGAGGAGGGAGUGGAGGCAGGAGAUGUUGUAGCUGAACCUGCUGGUGAUGGUGGGAGGCCAGUGGAGGAGGGAGUGGAGGCAGGAGAUGUUGUAGCUGACCCUGCUGGUGAUGGUGAGAAGCCAGUGGAGGAGGGAGUGGAGGCAGGAGAUCUUGUAGCAGGUUAUGGAGGGAGGCGAGGGAAUUUCGCCGAUGAUGACAGGUGCAGAGGAUGUUUUGCAGCCGCUGUAGUUUCUUGAGGUUACUCGAUGAGAAAUAAAGACAGACGGAGAUUGCAACAGUCGGCCAUGCCACGGGCGAGGGUGUCGGCGAUGUGGGUGGUGAUGAGAGAACGUAAAUGACGGAGGGCCCUGAGGUCCUGGUUGCCACAUCUGAUGAUGUGGUUGGUGUAGUAAGUGAACAUGGAAGGAUAUGACACAGCUGAGAGUGACGUCGAGGAACGAGAUGGACAGUGGAGCCAGCAACUAAGA